AUGCCUCGCCAGUUCAGUCAUUCGGGGAUGAGGCCUCGACAGCAGGGAGGUAUAUGUCCCAAGUGUGGGGGGUUUCAUACAGAGGCCUGUUACUUGGAUGCUCCGGUGUGUUACAAUUGUGGGGUGAGAGGUCAUAUAGAGCGGGACUGUCGUGCGCCCAGAAAAGGCAUGGGUAGGGGACUUGCUCAGCCAUCCAGUUCAUCAGUUGUUACGUCAUCAGUGCGUCCUCCAGCCCCAGCAGGGCAUGGUGCAGCCAGAGGUGGAGCUCGUGGUAGGGGCGGACCUAGCAGGUUUUAUGCAUUGAGUGGUCGUUAG
Molecule: messenger RNA, 315 nt
Organism: Nicotiana tabacum (common tobacco)
Lineage: Eukaryota; Viridiplantae; Streptophyta; Magnoliopsida; Solanales; Solanaceae
Source: RefSeq, a predicted model, not a curated record